CUUGCAAAGCUAGUGUAAUUAGCAUAUCUAGACGUUGUCAAGCUACUGACAGGAUACUGACACUUUCUAUAUUGAUGAACAUAUCUAGACAUUGUCUAGCUAGUGCUACGAUAAUUUUAUAUUCUUUACUGAUGAUCAUAUCUAGACGUUGUCAAGCUAGUGUUAGGAUACUGACACUUUCUGUAUUGAUGAACAUAUCUAGAAAUUGUCAAGCUAGUGUUAUGAGCAUAUCUAGAUGUUGUCAAGCUACUGUUAGGAUACUGACACUUUCUAUAUUGAUGAACAUAUCUAGACAUUAUCUAGCUAGUGUUAGGAUACUGUUAUAUUCUUUUUUAAUGAACUUAUCUAGACGUUGUUAAGCAAGUGUUAUGAAUAUAGCAUGAUGUUGUCAAGCUAGUGUUAGAAUAAUGACAUUUUCCGUAUUGAUGAACUUAUCCAGACGCUGUCAAGCUAGUGCUAUCAACGUAUGUAGACGUUGUCUAACUAGUGUUAUACUGACACUUUCUAUAUUGAUGAACAUAUCUAGACAUUGCUAAAAUUGUCAAGCUAGUGUUAUGGACAUAUCUAUAUGUUGUCAAGCUACUGUUAUGAUACUGACGCUUUCUAUAUUGAUGAUCAUGUCUAGACAUUGUCAAGCUAGUGUUAGGAUAUUGUUACUUUCUUUACUGUUAAGAGUAUCUAGACGUUGUCAAGUUAGUGUUAGUAUACUGACAAUUUUUUAUUGAUGAACUUAUCUAGACAUUGUCAAGCUAAUGUUAUGACCAUAUCUAGACGUUGGCAAGAUAGUGUAGGAUAUUGUUACUUUCCUUAAUGAUAAACAUAUGUUGACAUUGUCAAGCCAACGUUGUAUAAUUGAACUUUCCUUAUCUGGCCAUUGGUAGAAUACUGACAUUUUCCCAACUGAUGUUCAUAUCUAGACGUUGUCAAGCUAUAGUCUCAUCGUUGAUGGAGGCAUCUAGAGGCUACACUUUUCAUUUCAUAUCUAAAAUUGACUUUCCAAUAACAUUUUUUUUCAGAGAAAGUGCCAGCAGAUGCAUGGUCAACUAGUUGAGGUAGAAUGCGAAGCCGAAUGGGUCUUCUUGAAAUCCCAAGCUGAGCAGAAAUCACUUGGUGACUUUUGGAUUGCACUCACUAACGCAUUUGAACAGAAUGACUGGUCAUGGAUCAACACUUGGAGAACAGCAUCAUUCACUGCAUGGGAACCUGGUGAGCCAAACAAUAACGGUGCUUUGGAUGAGGAAUGCGUUCACGCGAGAAAGGACAGACAAUACAAAUGGAAUGAUAGAAGAUGCAAGCAGAUGCAAGGUCAACUAGUUGAAGUCGAAUGUGAAGGCGAAUGGGUCUUCUUGAAAACCCAAGCUGAGAUGAAAACUGAAAUCUGGUUUCCUGGGCAACCAGAUAAUAACGAUUUGAUUGAGCAUUGCGUUCAUGCGGCAGGAAUCUGGCAAUACCAUUGGAAUGAUAAGAACUGUGACCAGCCAUAUCCAUAUACAUGUAUUUGCGAAGCCUAG
Molecule: messenger RNA, 1511 nt
Organism: Mercenaria mercenaria
Lineage: Eukaryota; Metazoa; Mollusca; Bivalvia; Venerida; Veneridae
Product: hepatic lectin-like
Exons: 4
Coding region: 1032-1511 (159 amino acids)
Molecular function (GO): signaling receptor activity
Source: RefSeq, a predicted model, not a curated record